CACCAGCCCAAGGAAUAACAUUAGUUCCAGCUUCACAAUGAGUUGUUUACUGGCCUUGGCUGCCUGUGGGAACAGCCAAGAAGAGCGGAGGAAAAGGAGAGACAAACACAAUGCGAGCGAGAGGCGUUAGGUGGGAGGCUGGGCUUUGAAAGCAGACUCGGGAUUUCAAACCUAUGGAACUGGAGAGGGCUGAAAAAGAAAUAAAAGGGCACCGGCUGCUCCACGGCAUAAACAGGCUGAGGCAAAUGAGCCGUCCGCUGCAUUACUCCUGCUGCCAGAAGAUUCUCUUCCCUAGCUGAAGGGCUGAUAUUACAGGAUGAAAGGAUUCAUGACGGAGAUGUGGUAGCAAGGUGUCAAGCAACCUUCCUGGAAUGUGUUUCUUCAGGAAGAGGACAGAUUGCUGCCUUAUUUUAUGGAUGUCACUGAAGUAGACUUUGAAGUUCUUUGGAAGCACAUCACAAACUUGGCAUGGGAAACCACAGCAACAAUCAUACCUGUUUGACAGAUGAUUCCUUUAAGUACAACUUGUAUGGAGCCGUGUACAGCGUGGUCUUCAUCCUUGGUUUGAUUACUAACUGUGCCUCCCUCUUUGUUUUCUGCUUUCGGAUGAAAAUGCGAAGUGAAACAGCCAUUUUCAUGACAAACCUGGCUGUUUCAGAUUUGCUUUUUGUGUUCACUUUGCCUUUUAAAAUUUUUUAUAACUUCAACAGGCAUUGGCCUUUUGGAGAUAGCCUGUGCAAGAUUUCUGGUACAGCAUUUCUCACUAACAUCUACGGGAGCAUGCUGUUCCUCACCUGCAUCAGUGUUGACCGUUUCCUUGCUAUCGUCUAUCCAUUCCGAUCUCGCACCAUUAGGACCAGGAGAAAUUCUGCCAUCGUCUGUGCUGGUGUUUGGAUACUGGUCCUCAGCGGUGGAAUUUCAGCUUCAUUGUUCUCCACAACCAACAUCUCCAACACCAGCACAACCUGUUUUGAAGGUUUUUCCAAACGUAUCUGGAAAACCUAUCUGUCCAAGAUCACUAUAUUUAUUGAAGUGGUAGGAUUCAUAAUUCCUUUACUACUCAACCUCACAUGCUCAUCUUUAGUUCUCAGGACUCUCCGGAAACCUGCCACCUUGUCUCAGAUUGGGACAAACAAAGAGAAAGUAUUGAAAAUGAUCAUUGUACACGUGGCCAUUUUUGUUGUGUGCUUUGUGCCUUACAAUUCCAUACUCUUCUUGUAUGCUCUUGUGCGAUCCCAAGCGAUAGCAAAUUGCUCCUUGGAGAGGUUUGCAAGGACAAUGUACCCAAUCACAUUGUGCAUUGCAACAAUGAACUGCUGCUUUGACCCAUUCAUCUAUUACUUUACAUCAGAGUCCUUCCAGAAGUCUUUCAACAUAAAAACCCAGAUAAAAAUGGAUUCUCUUUUCAAGACAGAGACACCUCUAACAAAGACUGCGCUACCAGCACCACAGGAUGAAAUAAGUGACCAGGCUAUUACGAAUGGAGGAGACCCAACAUCUGAAUCACAUUUCUAGUGAGAUGUUUACACAUGGAGUUAUUCCCCAUUAACAUUUGAUUAACACCAUGUGUGAAAUAGUUGUUUCAGAAUAUGUGGGUUCACACAUGGUGUUAAUAAAGAAAAGUUGCUGGGGGAUAACUACACAGGUAGACAAAUCCUUAUACUGGGAUGGGCCCAUCAGAUACAACAGGCAAACAUGAAGUAUAAAAAUCCCAAUGGAUCUCCCUUUGGAGAUUAUGGAUGGGUGACAACGUAUGCACCAACUGAGGAGGGAACAGAACAGCUUCUUUAAAAAGAAGAUGCCAACAUUUGGUAUUAUUUUCCCCAGCAGUUGACGUGGGACCAGUUGGGAAAUAGGAAAUUUAAUUUUCUUAGAAAUAUCUGCCAAUAUUUCAUGCCUUCUGGAGAUGCAUCAUCAUAUGUUAACUCAAUAACUUCACACAGUAUGUAUGUUUGCUUAAAAAGGCAUAAUAAAAACUUUUGGCUUUUUCUUAUUUCACUGCAAGGGUAUACAUCUUGGUUUUACUAGAUGCAGGCAUGUUGAAUUUAUUGUAUGGAGAGGUUUGAAGCAUAAAUUAUUGUUUUGAAAAUAGGCAAAACAGUUACUUGGUGACAGAAGAGAAAAUAAGAUAAAAGAAUAAUUAAUAAUGCAGUUUUGAAAUAAGAAGCUUUGUUUUUGUCAGAUUAAGCUGUCUCUUAAGUUAUUCAACAUGCCACCCCUAGGGAGAAGUAAAGAGCUCAUUCCUGCUCUGUUGCCCCUAGGCUGUUAUGUACCAGGAGAUUAUAUGUGACUAUUUCUGGUAAGGGCUAGACUAUAACAUCAGCUGAAAGAAAGGGCCUGAAACCCCAGAGUUCUUGCAAGGCCAAAUCCCUUAUUUGGAAACUGUGUGCAGCAGAAGGGCUGAAGAACCACGGAGAGCUGACCUCAAAGAGCUUGGUUGGAUACAGACAAUUGGUGUCAGAGCACC
This is a messenger RNA of Gavia stellata (red-throated loon), 2467 nucleotides long. RefSeq names its product lysophosphatidic acid receptor 4 (gene LPAR4). Gene Ontology annotation, cellular component: membrane. The coding region runs from base 469 to 1515 and encodes 348 amino acids. Gene Ontology annotation, biological process: positive regulation of Rho protein signal transduction; phospholipase C-activating G protein-coupled receptor signaling pathway. Gene Ontology annotation, molecular function: lysophosphatidic acid receptor activity. The transcript has 2 exons. NCBI's taxonomy places the organism in Eukaryota, Metazoa, Chordata, Aves, Gaviiformes, Gaviidae. The record is from RefSeq and is a predicted model, not a curated record.